AAUAAAAGGGUCAGAGAUAAUAUGCGAUUGCAGGAUUUGACACAGAUGGAACUUUGUAAUCAUGUUUUUGUGUGUUGUGUGAUGUGGACUGAAAGAGUGUUGUGUUCCACAAAUACCGAUCAAUCAAACACAAUGAAACAACUUUCCUAACACCUUAACAAUGGCGCAAUCCGGUGACGGCAGAGGACCACCAAAUAUUAGCAGCAGAUUUGGAGUGCCGUUUGCAAUGUUUGGACAUAGACAGGCACAUCACGGUUUAUUAAUGACGCAUUCCGUAACGCCACUGGGGGCCACAACAAGUACACCUCGACUUAUCCGAGAAAACUUGCGUUCUGUAUAUGCUGAGCUGACACGUACAGCUCAAGAAGGUGGCCUGUCAUCAUGGCUCCAUGGUCCUGGUGAUAAUGGUGAAGGAGUCAGUGCUAUUCAGCAAAGACCACAGCCAGUAGUACAAAAUGAUCCCACGAACUCAACAGACAGUAUUGCAAUUUCCAUUGAUGUAGGUACUCCAAAUGCAAGUCAUAUUGGCAGUGAACAGAACAUCCCAGAGACUGGUGGCCAUGUCCACACCCACAUAAAUAGUGGAAAUAAUAACAACAACAACAAUAAUAAUAAUAUUGAUGAAGGGCCUGCUGAAAUAUUGCGACAGAGUCCAGAAACAAGAGAGUUCCUAUCCAUUCUACAAAAAUACAUUCCAUUUGUCCUGAUACUCUGCGCAAAAGGAUUAUAUGAUCAUCGAGCAGGCAUUCUUAUAUUUCUGGCCUUAUCAAUAACGGCAUGCUAUAGCAACACUGUUCUAAGGAGAGAAAUUGGGAAACAAUCUCGCCGUAGCCUUGGCACUCUUGGUCUCGUUGUAACAAACUUACUUGUUUGUAUCCUUGGAUUGUAUUAUUUCUUUGAGGACCAAAAGCUCUAUCUCAGUUUGGUGUUCAUACCUCCCUACUCUCAGCCUCUGAGUAUGUGGGAUCUGCUUUGGAUAGUGGGUAUCACUGACUUUGUGCUGAAGCUUGCAACAAUAAUAUUCAAAGUGUUAAUUGCAGCAUUGCCAGCAUUUGCAGUUCCGUAUCAGAGGAGAGGAAAAUAUUAUCUAUUUGUGGAAGCAACAUCACAACUUUACCGUUGUUUGGCACCUAUCCAGCCGUGGCUGUACUAUCUUCUGGAAUCUUAUCAGGGUCCAGAAAAAGUUGUAGGUGUCUUCCUGUCUGCUGCAUAUAUGGUUUCAAAGGGCACAGAUCUUAUGGUGAAAGUCCGCCUGUGGAGAGCUGCCUUCUGGAAGCUGUUGCAGAAUGUGAAUCUUGGUAUGAGCCCCAGCAAGGAACAGCUACAGUCAGCAGGAGGGCAGUGUCCCAUCUGCCAUGAUAAUUACGCCGAGCCCGUUCUUCUCCAGUGCCGACAUAUCUUCUGUGAGGCUUGUGUUUCUACUUGGUUUGAUCGUGAGCAGACAUGUCCUCUGUGUCGUGCGCGUGUUGUUGAUGAUCCUGCCUGGCGUGAUGGGUCCACUGCCCUAUUUGUCCAGUUGUACUGAAACUGUUGAAGGACACACACACACACACACACACACACACACACACACACACACUUCAUUUUUUAUCACUGUCUGUCAUUCUAAAGGAAUUUGUUAGCAUUUUAGCUAGAAUAUAUUUUCAACAUUUUACCCCAUCUUUGUUAUGCACAGCAUACUUUUUACCAAAACAUAACUCAUUGUCGUAAACAGCGAAGGUAAAUAUGUUACUUGCAAGUUUUUGAGUUUUAUGUACCCAAAAGAAAUAUUUAUUAUGUUAAAAAUUAUUGUUGGUGUAAGAUGUUUUAUAUCACCACAUAGCUAUUUAAAAAAAAGAAAAAAGAAAAAGAAAGCUCUACUCAAUUGUGAAUAAUUGGAUUGUGUAACAGCAGCUGCAAUACUUUGAAUUUCUUUUCACAGAAAUUCACUGUUUGCACGGAACCCCACAAUGUUUGAUAAUGUUGAGAAAGAAGAAAAGAAAAUGUAAGACUUUUAAUCUUAUCAGCAUUACUUACUGCAAGUGUACAUUGUUUAAAAUGACUACUGAUUAAUCAGACCUCUUACAGAGACUAUGAAGAGGCAUAAACCUGUUAAAACUAUGGGCACUGCUGAAAUGAAUCCACCAUUGGCUGUAUCCUCUUAUCAUCAAAACUCUGUCACAGUAUGGGUUUUAAAACUUUCUGUUACAGUAGGAGAAUAAUUAAGUGUAAUAUCAUUAUCCAGGUAAAGGAGAAAGUAUGUGUGUUGGAGCACUUUAUAUGAUAAACUAUUGGAACUGUGAUAAAGAUAUAGUGAGAGACUUAGUAAGUGUGGACAUUUGUGGUUAUUCCUGCCCUUGAAAUCAGUUUAUUAUUGUCCAUUAUUUUCUUUACAGAGAGAUCUGUGAUAGAUCAUUCUAUUGCUUAAAAUAUUUUUACUUUUGACGUACAGAUUUUAACUUUUAUCAGAGUAACUAUAAUUUUAGAAGGUUUUUGUUACAUUUUGAAAACUCAUUUGAACAGUACUGCGAAUAAAGUAUUGAAAAUUUUGUAGAACAUAACUUUAGUCUAAUACAUUGCUCAGUUCACUUAUGAUAUGGGAGUGACAGAUACCAGAAUCUAUUUGCUUUCAUUUAAUCAGUUAUUGUGUUGUAAAUUUCACGUACCUUUUUAUUGUGAUGAGAAACAUUGUCUGAGUGACCACAUGCUGAAUAUAUAUGUUUUUAAACCAACUGGAAUAAAAGUGACAGAAAAGACUGCUUCUCCAGAAUUUAUAUUUGUUCUGUUACUUUAACAUUAAACACUUUCCAGUUUUAUUUAUGGGAGCACUUGGGACUAAGUUAUUUAGUUUAAUGUUUGAGAGAAUUGCAGUUUUGUGCCAGUUGUAGAACAUCUGUAACAUAUUGAGAGUUUUUUUUCCCACAUUACAGUGACAUAAAGGAGGAAGUAAAACUUGGUUGUCGGAACUGUAAGAGAUGUUUUUACUGAUUUGAGUGAUGUAUAAUUGUAUUAAUGUUGCCUGUAAUUCCAUAAUGAGCAAUAUUAAACAUACUAUUAUUAUUGUGUUUUU
Molecule: messenger RNA, 3049 nt
Organism: Schistocerca nitens (vagrant locust)
Lineage: Eukaryota; Metazoa; Arthropoda; Insecta; Orthoptera; Acrididae
Product: RING finger and transmembrane domain-containing protein 2
Exons: 7
Coding region: 161-1525 (454 amino acids)
Biological process (GO): positive regulation of ERAD pathway
Molecular function (GO): ubiquitin protein ligase activity
Source: RefSeq, a predicted model, not a curated record